Messenger RNA from Colletotrichum karsti, 762 nucleotides. RefSeq lists its product as uncharacterized. Gene Ontology annotation, cellular component: cytosol; nucleus. Lineage: Eukaryota; Fungi; Ascomycota; Sordariomycetes; Glomerellales; Glomerellaceae. The transcript is spliced from 2 exons. The record is from RefSeq and is a predicted model, not a curated record. The coding region runs from base 1 to 762 and encodes 253 amino acids.
AUGGGCUCCCAAGCACCUCGCAUCCGCCUCGCGAUCCUCGAAGCGGACACCCCCCAGCCGCAGACCAACGCGCAGUACGGCGGCUACGGCGGCGUCUUCACGGCCCUCCUGCGCACCGCGGCCCUCUCCUCGGAGCCGCCCGCGCCCCUCGACUCCAUCCUCGACGUCUCCGUCUACCACGUCGUCGGCGACGAAGCCGCGUACCCGGACCUGGAGUCCGUCGACGCCGUGCUCAUCUCGGGCAGCAAGCACAACUCGUUCGACGACGACCCGUGGAUCCUCAAGCUCGUCGAGUUCACGAAAAAGUGCAUCGAGAGCGAGAGGGUCCGGGUCGUCGGCAUCUGCUUCGGGCACCAGAUCGUGGGGCGCGCGUUGGGGGUCGAGGUCAAGAGGAGCGAGUUGGGUUGGGAGGUUGCCGUUGUCGAUGUGGAUCUCACGCCGAAGGGGAAGGAGAUUUUCGGGCUGGAGAAGAUGCGCAUCCACCAAAUGCACCGCGACGUCGUGACCGCCAACCCGCCGGGUGCCGAGUCGCUCGCCUACACGUCCUUGUGUCCCGUCCAGGGAUUCUACGCGCCUAAGAAGUACAUCACGGUCCAGGGCCACCCCGAGUUCACCGGUCCCAUCGUGAGCGAGGUCCUCAACGUCCGUCACAAGGCGGGCAUCUUUAACGAUGAGAUGUUUACGGAUGCGAUCAACCGCGCGCAUAUCGAGCAUGACGGUGUAGCUAUUGCGCGGGCGUUCUUGCGUUUCUUGAGGGAAUGA